Vitis vinifera (wine grape) is the source of this 681-nucleotide messenger RNA. RefSeq names its product glycine-rich cell wall structural protein 1-like. The record is from RefSeq and is a predicted model, not a curated record. The transcript is spliced from 4 exons. Bases 1 to 681 code for a protein of 226 amino acids. NCBI's taxonomy places the organism in Eukaryota, Viridiplantae, Streptophyta, Magnoliopsida, Vitales, Vitaceae.
AUGGCAGUGGAAUAUAGUAGGUUCGGAAUGGGCCAAUUGGCUAAUGAGAUCAUUGUCUUCCAUAUGGGUGCAACUGCACAUGCGGAUGGCAAAUUGCAUAAAACUAGAUUUGGAGGUGAUGGUUGCCGUUUUGGAGGUCGACGAGGUUGUGGUGGCGGCGGAGGGUUUGGUGGUGGUGGUGGAGGAGGAGCUGGUGGUGGUUCAAGUCAGGGUGGGGUAUUUGGAGCUGGGGUGGUGUUGGUGGUGGUGCUGGUGGAGGUGGUGUUGGAGGUGGGUCUAGUCAUGGAGGAGGUUUCAGAGCGGGAGGAGAAUGGAAGGAAUCAUCGUUCUCAGUUGAGGGGGCGAGAACUUCAAGGAGUUACAAUGUCUCUAAGUCUUCCCCGCAUCAACAGGUGUGGGGGGUUUGUCCAAGGGGCUGGAUUUGGCGUAGGAGGAGGCGUGGGAAGUGGAGUUGGGGGAGGAGGAUUUGGAGGAGGAGGAGGUGGUACUGGUGGAGGAUCAGGUCAUGGUGGAGGUUUUGGUGCUGGCAGAGGUGUAGGAGGUGGUGCUGGUCAAGGUGGUGGAGCUGGAAUUGGCGGUGGUGGAGGAUUUGGAAUAGGCAUUGGCAUCGGCAUUGGAGUAGGAGCUGGAGCUGGCCAUGGCUCUGGUAGCGGCUCCGGCAACAGCAGUGGGGGACGGUGA